GUCAAAACAAGUGAUGACGUUUGUUCUGAUGUGAGCGUAAACAACUUUCUUGUUGAUGUGCAAAUGUCAGAGGAAUACAUGUAAGCUAUGUUGGAUAUGACAGUGGAUGUCCAGAAGAGUUGUAAUCGUAUGUUAAGUGAAAUACUGUAAUUUUGCCCUUCGUGGUAUUGCAACGCUGUUGUAACGAAUGAAAUCGGUGAUUACGAUAAAGUAUCUACGAUGGCCUGUUUUCUAUUGAACGGUUGCAAAACAACUGUAAAGAUCCCGUAUGUUGAGCAGACAGAGAAUUACACUGUUUACCACAUUAAUAUCAAAGUAGGGGACAUUGAGUGGAAAGUUCAACACAGAUACAACGAUUUUGUGGAAUUGCAUGAAAAGCUUGUUACUGACAACGGGGUAGCGAAGGACAUUUUGCCACCGAAGAAAGUAAUUGGGAAUAGAGACCCAGCUUUUAUAGAAAAGAGGAGAGAUGGCCUAGAGAAGUACUUGACAACAGUUAUUCAUUUUCUACAGAAAGCAAUGCCCAGGGAACUUGCGUUGUUUCUUGAUUUUCAUCUUUAUGACAUUUUAUUUCUUCUCCAGAACAUGGCCUUACAGUUUUUCAUUGAAGGAGACACAUUACUGCAGAAUUCGAGGCAUUACACCUUCUCACCUUUACAGCUCUUUGCCAUCAGCGAAAGACUAAAGCAACCAAGACCCGCACCAGAGCUGUUGGAUAGGCGUCUGGAUUUCAGCCAUGUGCUGGAUUUCUGCAGCCAGUUGACAAGCAUUAAAGUACUUGGAUCACGUGCAGCUGUUGGAACAAGCAACAUAGUGCCCAGUAGCCUGCCAUUUGAGCUGUCUGUUUUCCGUUCAUUAGAAUCUCUUGAACUGGCAGAGGUACCACCAACAAAUGUGUAUGGACUUGGUGCUCUGAGAUCAUCUCUGGAAAAUCUGUCGGUGAAUUUUUCAGGACUGGAAACUCUCUCCUAUGCACUCCUUUGUGAUCAGUUGCACCGAGAUCCAUCUGAUGCCCGUGAUGAUCAGCAUGCGUGGAAGGCUGUAAAUAGUGCUAAUUUUAGCCAUAACCUCCUCACUUGUGUGGAUGAGUCUGUACGGUUGCUGCCAGCCCUGGAAAAAUUGAAUCUUAGUCAUAACAGGAUCACAGAUGUAAACAAUCUCACAUUGCUGCCUCGCCUUUCUCAUCUUGAUUUGUCUGUCAACCAGUUAUCUGAAACAGGUCCACUGCACAUGAAAGUUGGGAACAUUGUUCAGCUAAACUUGUCACAGAACUGCAUUUCUUCAUUGACUGGUUUCUCACGUUUGUACUCCCUUGAGGACCUUGACUUGUCGGACAACAGAAUUGAACAUAUCCAUGAGAUAUCUCACAUAUGUGCACUUCCAUGUCUCGAGAAUCUUGUGCUGAUAGGCAAUCCUGUAUCUAUAGAGGUAGACUACCGAGUUCGGGUGUUCGAGCAGUUUGGUAGCCGAGCGUGUGAAUUGUGCCUUGAUAAUGAGAAAGCAACAUCAAAGGAAUUGGAUACAGCUGCAGUAUUACAAGCUCUGCGGAUUGUGAAAGAGGGACGCACACCAACACUCUGCAUCAGAGAGUUACCUUGUUUCCCAAAUUCUCCAUAGUGAUUCAGACAGUAUGAUGCAGAAUUUUAUUGGAAAAAGGUUCCGCAUUCAGAACAUACCAGUGCUUGCUGCUCAUCACAGUUGUUACAAUUUAAAAUUUAUAUUUUCUGUAUUGGUUGAAGGCAGCAACAGCGAUACAGUACUGUAAGCUUUUCACAUUCAAGUUGUUGGAUCAGAUGUUGGUGACAUACUGUUUCUGGUUCAUAGAACAAGUGGUGUUGUUGCAUUGUGUUUCAUUCAAUUUUAUGGGAAAAAGGUACUGUGUGAAUAUCAGGAUAUCAUGUGAUUAAAUUACACAAGCCAUGAAAGGCAAAUAAUUUCCAUUAGCACAAAAAUCACAAAAUAUGUCUUACAAUUAAUGGUGAACCACUGUGAAACCACUUACAUUGUAGUUAGAGUUGCAAGUGAGUAGGACACACAAAAGAGGAAGAGAUAACUGUAACUUUGGAAUUCACUUUUCAGUUGUUUUGUAUUAAAUGUCAAGAUUAUAAGGGCACAUUUUGUAGCCAGUAAUCCUACAUAAUUUUGUACAUUAUAUCAAUUAUUUGAUUAUGUUGGAAUAAUACAGAAAGGUGUCUUUCAUUAUCAUGGAAUUUGAAAAUAGGCUGGGAAGUACUAAGGCUACAAUGACAAUCAUCUCUGUCCCAGCACUCAUUUGCACUUUACCUUCAGUGUGAGUAAUGGUGUAAUGUUUUCUUUUAGUAAGUAACUUUUAUAAAUAAUGAGGCCAGUUUUAAUGUUUAGAACCAACAGAGCGUUAUAUUUUGCCGAAUGUUAUGUGCUUCUGUGUUUAUAUUGCGAUGAAUGAAUGUAUGCUUACAUAUGUUUAUAAAAUUUUGUACAUUGAUACAAAACUUACAGCUUUGCUAUGUGAUCUGUGUAUCAAAUUAAAUAUACAGUAAGUUUGGAAAAUCAAA
Molecule: messenger RNA, 2534 nt
Organism: Schistocerca americana (American grasshopper)
Lineage: Eukaryota; Metazoa; Arthropoda; Insecta; Orthoptera; Acrididae
Product: nischarin
Exons: 6
Coding region: 220-1617 (465 amino acids)
Cellular component (GO): cytoplasm
Molecular function (GO): protein kinase binding; integrin binding; phosphatidylinositol binding
Source: RefSeq, a predicted model, not a curated record